Uncinocarpus reesii 1704 is the source of this 882-nucleotide messenger RNA. RefSeq lists its product as uncharacterized. Lineage: Eukaryota; Fungi; Ascomycota; Eurotiomycetes; Onygenales; Onygenaceae. The transcript is spliced from 5 exons. The coding region runs from base 1 to 882 and encodes 293 amino acids. The record is from RefSeq and is a predicted model, not a curated record.
AUGUCUUGCAACAGUGGACAGUCAACCGGGCCGAUGCCAACACGCCUACGGCAGAUAGCACUUGUUGUCCAGGACCUUGACCGGGCAGAGCAUUUACUGACCACUGUCCUCGGGACAGAAGUCAUUUUCGUUGAUCCCGGGGUAGCGAAAUGGGGUUUGAGGAACAUUUUGGCUCAAAUAUCAGUUGCGAUCGGUGGCGAUGUCAUCGAGGUCGUUUCGCCAACUACGCCAGGCACGACUGCCGGCAGGCUUCUGUCAAAACGAGGGGAUGGAGGCUACAUGAUCAUAAUGCAGACACUCGACGCCAAUCGACGACGUGCAUUCAUCGAGACAAAUGGCCUCGCAAAGGUCAUCUAUAGCCACGGGUCGCCCGAUAGUGUCUGUAUUCAGUAUCAUCCAAAGGGAAUCAAAGGUGGUGUAAUACCUGAACUUGACUCCCACCGUGCGACACCCGCGAAUCCGAAACCGCUGAUGUCUCGUUUCUCUCCGUGGCACGCAUGUGGAUCAGAUUAUGCUUCCUAUUCUGCUGGAAUGAGACGACGUUCGCAUCUUCAGCUAGUUGAGGCAACUUGCCGCCUAGCACCAGGGGAUUCCGAUACAGAAGCGGCGUUGCACCAGUGGGAGAGGAUUUUCGGCGUUCCAAGAACUCAAGAACAUUUGCAAUUCACUAAUGCGAAGAUGAGCUUCGUCAAAGGCACAGAAGGGAAAAGUGAUGGAUUAAUGUCAAUCACGAUCGCGGUUCAGGGAAAAGAGUAUCUCGACCGCAUAUUUUCCACGGCGCGGUCCUUAGGCCUUGACAUAGGGGACGGCUGGAUUGAUAUGCUGGGUUUGCGAUGGCAUCUUGUUGCUUCCAGGGACGCGAACGCUAUGAGUCUGUUGUAG